CCGAGCUCCCCGCGCGCUGAUUGGCUGCGGACGCCGCCGGUCCGGCUGGGAGGCGGAGCGGGCCGAAGGCAAAGGGAGGUGGGGAGGCGGUGGCCCGCGACUCCCCGCGCCCCGCUCGCCCCACGGCCCUUCUCGCGGCGCUCGGCCUCCUUCCUUUCCUCCUCCGCUCCCUUCGUCUUCCGUGCGCGCCCCGCGCGGCGCUCGGCCGGCGUGCCUCGCGCCCUAACGGGCGGCUGGGGGCGCCAAUCAGCGGGCGGCAGGGUGCCAGCCCCGGGGCUACGCCGGCGAAUCGGCGGGGCUCGCGGCCCGGGGUGGGAGGCGGGUCUACCCGCGCGGCCGCGGCGGCGGAGAAGCAGCUCGCCAGCCAGCAGCCCGCGAGCGCCGAGCGAGCCGCAGGGAGCCCCCUCCAUCCCAUCGGAAGAGGAAGGAACAAAAGGUCCCGGACCCCCGGAGCUGACGGGGCGGGACGCGGCCCCUCCGUGCAGGUUUGGCACAGGAGGCUGUUUUCCUGGUGUGGCUUGCUGCCUUUGGUAAGAACAUGUCGUCCAUCUUGCCAUUCACUCCACCAGUUGUGAAGAGACUGCUGGGAUGGAAGAAGUCAGCAGGCGGGUCUGGAGGAGCAGGUGGAGGAGAGCAGAAUGGGCAAGAAGAAAAGUGGUGUGAGAAAGCAGUGAAAAGUCUGGUGAAGAAGCUAAAGAAAACAGGACGAUUAGAUGAGCUUGAGAAAGCCAUCACCACUCAAAACUGUAAUACUAAAUGUGUUACCAUACCAAGCACUUGCUCUGAAAUUUGGGGACUGAGUACACCAAAUACGAUAGAUCAGUGGGAUACAACAGGCCUUUACAGCUUCUCUGAACAAACCAGGUCUCUUGAUGGUCGUCUUCAGGUAUCCCACCGAAAAGGAUUACCACAUGUUAUAUAUUGCCGAUUGUGGCGCUGGCCUGAUCUUCACAGUCAUCAUGAACUCAAAGCAAUUGAAAACUGCGAAUAUGCUUUUAAUCUUAAAAAGGAUGAAGUAUGUGUUAACCCUUACCACUAUCAGAGAGUUGAGACACCAGUUUUGCCUCCAGUAUUAGUGCCACGGCACACUGAGAUCCUAACAGAACUACCGCCUCUGGAUGAUUAUACCCACUCCAUUCCAGAAAACACUAAUUUCCCAGCAGGAAUUGAACCACAGAGUAAUUAUAUCCCAGAAACGCCACCUCCUGGAUAUAUCAGUGAAGAUGGCGAAACAAGUGAUCAACAGUUGAAUCAAAGUAUGGACACAGGCUCUCCAGCAGAACUGUCUCCUACUACUCUUUCCCCUGUUAAUCAUAGCUUGGAUUUGCAGCCAGUUACUUACUCAGAACCUGCAUUUUGGUGUUCAAUAGCAUAUUAUGAAUUAAACCAGAGGGUUGGAGAAACCUUCCAUGCAUCACAGCCCUCACUCACUGUAGAUGGCUUUACAGAUCCAUCAAAUUCAGAGAGGUUCUGCUUAGGUUUACUCUCCAAUGUUAACCGAAAUGCUACAGUAGAAAUGACAAGAAGGCAUAUAGGAAGAGGAGUGCGCUUGUAUUACAUAGGUGGGGAAGUUUUUGCUGAGUGCCUAAGUGAUAGUGCAAUCUUUGUGCAGAGCCCUAAUUGCAAUCAGAGAUACGGCUGGCACCCUGCAACAGUGUGUAAAAUUCCACCAGGCUGUAAUCUGAAGAUCUUCAACAACCAGGAAUUUGCUGCUCUUCUGGCUCAGUCUGUUAAUCAGGGUUUUGAAGCCGUGUAUCAGCUAACUAGAAUGUGCACCAUAAGAAUGAGUUUUGUGAAAGGGUGGGGAGCAGAAUAUCGAAGGCAGACAGUAACAAGUACCCCUUGCUGGAUUGAACUUCAUCUGAAUGGACCUCUACAGUGGUUGGACAAAGUAUUAACUCAGAUGGGAUCCCCUUCAGUGCGUUGCUCAAGCAUGUCAUAAAGCUUUGUCACCAAUCAGUCCCAACAAAAGACUUAAUGUAACAACUCUUCUGUCAUAGUAUUUGUGUAUGGUCCCCAUGGACUGUUGACUAUCCAAAAAUUCAAGAGAGAAAACAGCACUUGAGGUCUCAUCAAUUAAAGCACCUUGUGGAAUCUGUUUCCUAUAUUUGAAUAUUAGAUGGGAAAAUUAGUGUCUAGAAAUACCCUCCCAUAAAGGAGGACAAGAAGAUUUUAAAGACUUACUGAUGUCUUGUUGGGCAUAAAACUGAGUGUCCCAAAGGUUUAUUAAUAACAGUAGUAGUUAUGUGUACAGGUAAUGUAUCAUGAUACAGUAUCACAGUAUUGUGCUGUUUAUAUACAUUUUUAGUUUGCAUAAAUGAGGUGUGUGUGUGUGCUGCUUCUCGAUCUAGGCAAGCCUUUAUAAAGUUAUAGUACCUAAUCUGUUAUUCCCACUUCUCUGUUAUUUUUGUGUGUCUUUUUUAAUAUAUAAUAUAUAUCAAGAUUUUCAAAUUAUCAUUUAGAAGCAAAUUUUCCUUGUAGAAAAACUAAUUUUUCUGCCUUUUACCAAAAAUAAACUCUUGGGGGAAGAAAAGUGGAUUAACCUUUGAAAUCCUUGACCUUAAUGUGUUCAGUGGGGCUUAAACAGUCAUUCUUUUUGUGUGUGUGUUUUUUAAUUUUAUUUACUACUAAAUGUUAUUAUAAGGAAACCAUACUGAAAAUCUUUCCAAGCCUCUUGUCUCCAUUCCCACUUUUGUCCUGAUACCAAAACAGCAUAGCAUGACAUCACCACCAGUAAUAGUUGCACUGAUAUUGCUGGCACCAGUUAAUUCUGGAGUACAGUAAAAAUGCAUACCGAGUAAGUUCCCUUGUCUUACACCAAAUUUCAACAGGUGAUAAUUGACUUGUAUAACCUAGCAGUCUAUUGAUUUGUCCUUCCACCUCAUAAAAAAUGCACAGGUGGUAAUAUGAUUAUUUUCAGGGAUAUGCUAGAGUUACUUCAAUAUAUUUAUCCUUUUUUUAAAGCUAAUCUAUAAAUAUAAAUACUCUUUUUUAAAAGGUAUUUUAAAAUAUUUCAGCAGCAGAACUUCUGCUCUUCGAUUUGAAUAGUUCCAUUCAAUUUAGUUACCAUAUUGUAUUAUGAAAUGGACCUUUUGUAAAUAUAAUUAUUUCUGCAAAAUACCUAGAAAAGUGAUGCUAAGGUAUGAUCAGCAGAUAAGGAUCAUCUGUUUUUUAAAAUGUGUUGUAUUCAAUUUAUAAAUUGAAUGUUACUCUAUAUAAUUAUGAAUUCAGAAUUUUAAAAAUUGAGGGAGAAGCCAUUUAGCAAGUUUUUUUAGCUUAUUACCUGCAGUCUGAGCAGUUCUUAACUAAUCCUGGAUAUUUGGUUGACCAUAUUUUAUGCUCUGCAGUGCGAGGAGAUUCCAGAAGCUCUGUUGGUAGUACAUUCUGCAGCAGGUAGUUAGUUACUAUGUCUAAUGUUAACUCAUUGCAGUUUAAACAUUUCUUGUUUGCAUCUCAGUAGAAAUGGAAAAUAACCACUCCUGAUCCUCUUUUCGUAAAUAUUCAUAUUUUUGAAGAUAGAUGUCUUUGGUACUUGUUCUUGGAAAUCAUAUUCACCUGUAUCUAUAAGUAUCAUUUCGAUACUUUCAGCAUUUGGUUGUUUUCUAUUGGAAACUCCCCACUUUCCUAUAUUUGUGUGUAUAUGUAUGUGUUCAUGUAAAUUUGAUAUAGUAAUUUUUUAUUCAUUCGACAAAUAUUUAUUGUUCACCUGUUAUGUGCCAGGAACUUUAUUAGCCUUUGGGUAAAGGUGAACAAGACAGCUACAGUUUCUGCCUUUGCUGAAACAGCAGUUACACUAAUCCUUAAUCAUCUUACUUAUCUAUGAAGGAGAUAAACAGGGUACUGUGCCAGAGAGUAACGGAUGGGAUGGUUCAGGUAGGACAUCAAGGAACACCUCUAAGGAAGUGAUGCUGGAACUCACACCUGCCAUCGAAGGAGCAAGCAACGUGAAGAGCCAGGGGAGAUGAGCAUUCCUGGUGAAGAGAACAGCAUCAUAUGCAAAGGCUCAUAUACUAAAGGAAACUCAUGAGUAGGUAUUAAUGCUUUAUAUAGAAACCUCUAUAUACAAAUCCAAACUUGAAGAUCAGAAUGGUUCUACAGUUUAUAAUACGUUGAAGGUGGCCUUAUUUUGUGAUAGUCUGCUUCAUCAUUCUCACUAAUAUAUCUUCUUCCUCAAACCUUUGCUAUAAAAAUUUCUCAUUUGCACCAGGUCAGUACCACUUAAUUUAACAGCUCUUUCCUGUGCAAACUCUCACUAUUGUUGUGACCUGCUGCCCACUAUGACUUCUGCCUAUCUUGUGAUUAGAGUAAAUGUCCCAGGUAUUACCAUUAUCAGCAUGCCUAGAGAUAAUGAGUGGUUCCUUUGCCCUUUGGAAGUUUUUACUUGAGAACUUGUAGUGAUGUUAGGGGGGAACAGUUUUGGGGGCAUAGAACAACUUUGAGAGUGGUAGAAGAUUCUAGUAGUUACUCCUGCAUUGACAUGUUAAAUGAACCAGUGCCUACUAUGGCAUUUCAAUAGUGGAGCACCUCUCUCCAAUUCUGGUGUGAUUUUUCUAUAAAAUAAGAAAUUAGGACUCUUUGGAAAUACCUGUUGUAUUGAGUAGUUAUACCUGUUGAGCAGUCUACUUCAUCAUGGUGGUAAAACAUUUAUGUGAAUAUGUUUAAUGCUUUUUAAUGAGAUGCUGGGUUUUGCAUUUUAUCUACUGUGGCCUAAUUUUUAUUGAUUUCUCUCCCCUCUCUAGGUGUGGUUUUCUUUUUUUUAAGUGAUAGGGUCUCCUUCUUAUUGAAUUUUGUCUUUAUUAAACUAACAACAUUAUUUAGAAUUUAUCCUCCACAGUAUUGGUGAUUUUCUCAGUUAACCUGAGAACUGAAUGACCAUGCUUUCUGUCAGUUUCUAAGAUGAAUGGUGGUUUUCCCAGUGGGUUCUACAGAGAUACCUUGGGGCUGGCUUGGGGGCUGGGAGGCUGGUGAAGUUUCCACUGUCUUUGAUCUAACCAGUGUCAGCUUUAUUGUUAUUUUAUAUUCAAGUCCUACAUAAGACUUUUUUUGAAAAGAGUUUGUUUUCUAAAACAGGUUUGAAAAGCCUUUAUACCACUGGCUAAGAAAAUGUAAAGGGAUUUAGACCAGCCUUUUAUGAUAUAUAUUCAGUCAAUAAACAUUUGUUGAUGCCUAUUUUUUACCCAGCCACUGUGAUAAAUUUUGAGUAAUGAAAAGAUGUAGGAUGUAGUCAUGAGCCUUGAGCUGUGCUUGGUCUUGUAAAGUCAAGAUCUACCUUUUUGCCAGAAGGAAAUCUGCCUAACUUUCCUUGAAAGUUAAAUAUUCUUAUUCUGAGUAUAUAAUUGCUAAUUGUUUAAUAUCUAGUUACAGUUUUUACCUAAACUAUAUUCAGUUUUGCUUGAUUCAUCUUUUUAAACAUUAUCAUAUUUUUCUCCUUUGUUAAAGUUAUUUUAAUUUAACUUUAUUUGUGCCUUUAUUGUUAGUUUCUUCAAGACUAAGACUUUGAAGGUGAAAAACAAAUCAGUCUAGUGUCUUACUAGUUGAAAUAAAACAAAAGAGAAUAUAUACCCACUUGGUUUCUCUACCUCUUCCUAAAGCUGCCCAUAUACACCCUUAAGAUCCUUCUGUCUUUUUUUUUUUUCAGUUGCUAAAUACUUUGGGCAUUUAUUCAAUAUUAGGCACCCUCCUUGUCUGAGGGUAGAAUAGGGCAUAUAAAGUAACACAAGGCAAUCAUGACUGUACUUCAUAUAUAGUCUUUGCUUUAAAAGGUAAACAUUACAGUUUCUCAGUUUGGCCCGCAGAACAUGCCAAGGCCUCCCACCCCUACCCCACCCUGCAAGUAUCUCUUUAGAUAACUGAAUCUGUGGACAUGAGCAAUGAGUGAUCUUUUUUCUUACUGUGAUCUAGGGCUUUGAUGUUUAGACAUAUCGAACAUUUUCUGUUUAUCAACUGAAUUUUAUUCUUCCUUUCUUCUCCUGACAAUAUGUAUACAGGUGUACUUGCUGAUUGCCCCUUUUCCUGUCAGCCAUUCUGCAUAUAUCAGAAUGUUUCUCUCCUUUGAACUUAAUAACCAAAAAAUGGAGGGUGCUUUUCAUGCCUGACUCCUAAUUUCUUUAACAUGAAGGUUGAUAAGCUCAAAUUGGUCAAUCACUUAAAUCCUAAAAAUUCCUCAGAAAUUUGUUUCCAGUUAAAUGUCUUUGUGACUGGCAAUUGACAUACAUUAUCAGAUUGUAUUUUAAUUUAUGUUUAAGCUAAUGAACUUUUCUGGCAGUUUGCAGCCAGUGUUUUCCCUAUAAUACCAGCCCUGUUUCCAUCUUGAAGCAUAUUGGAUUGUUGCAACAUGUAUUCAGAACAAUCAGGAGUAAUGAUGAUAGUGUGUGGUCGCCAGAGGUAGUCACAGAGUCCUGCUGUUGAAUUCCGUUUAUACCUUCCUUUUCAAAUUUUCAUUAAUAUUUUGUUUGUGUAGGUAUUUUGUAUGUGGUGAUUGAGGGGCAAAUUAUUUCUUGGAGUAAAAUUCUUGUUUUGAGCCUCACAACCAGGAAAUAUGAGCUAUACUCAAUAGCCUCAUGAUAGCCUUUAUGAUAAAAACUUGUCUCAUAUGUUCAUGUAAUUUCUUGAGUAGGAGCUAUUUUAUCUUGGAUAUUAUAGCUAACUUAAUAUAUAGCAGAACUGCCUCAAUCUUUUUAGUAGAAAAUAAAGUAUAUAAUGUAUAUGUAUGAAUUUAUAUAUAUACACUUACACACAUAGAAAAUUAAGAGUUGGGGUCAUUUUAACAGUGUUAAAUGAUUCCAUUGUUCAUAUCUCACAUCUCAAUAAAAAGUUGUUAAUUUGCUUGUAGACAUUUUCUUUUUAUGGACAGACCAUCAGAGUAGAUUUUUUUCCUGCCAUAGUCCUAAUUUGGCAGUUCAGUUAGUAUGCCAUUUUUAGGCAACUUCACAACUAAGAAUCAUAGCCAGAAUUCAUUAAUAUCAAAUAAAGCUCUGUCAUAUACCCCUUCACUAAAUUAUUACACAUCCAACGGUCUCUGGAACAUACCAACUUAGGGUUGACUUUUCUUCCUUUCCUUCCCUCCAUCCCUCCUUUUCUGUCUUCCCUCUCCUCCUUUUCCCUUUUCCUUUCCUUCUUUCUUCCUCCCAUCUCCAUCCCUCCCUCCCUCCCUCCUUUCUUUUCUUCCUUCCUAUCUGUUAGAUUGUGCCCUCCUUUAAUUCUUCCCUUGGUGUGACAUUACUGCCUAAGUUACCCAGUGAAGUACCCCUGCAAGGUCAAGUUUUCGUGUAUCUCAAAGCCUGGAGGUGGUUCAGAUCUGAUUUUCUUAGCUGUGCUCAACAGAAUUGGAUUUUCCAAGGUUUCUUUCUUUGACCAUCCCUGACCCACAGGGGAUCUGGCCAGAGCAUAUUAACAUUAGUUAACUUCAGUGUCACUUGUUUUGCUCCCAUGAGAUCCAUAAUGGACCCCCAAAUUCACCAUUGCAAGGAAAAUAACAUUCUCCUACCCUCCAAAGAAAUAAGAGCUUAGUUUCUCCAAAAUUCCCAAUGUGUUCUGGAUGGGGGAUAGAGAUUUACUUCCUGUUUCUAAUUAAAGAUGAUAAUUUAUUGAACAGUGAGAUCUGUAUUAUGUUGAUUUUAGGACAAAAGUGAAGGUACAGAAUUAUAAAAAUACUUAGAUAUUGUAUAUUUUCCAUUUCUCACAAUUGACUGUUCUCCUUUUUCCCUGUGGCUUUAAAGUUUUUGGCUAUUUUACAAUGUUAGUCACUAGGUAACUUGGCAUAUUUCUAGUUCUAUAUUAAGUUCUACCCUUUACAAUGCUGUAUCAUAAAGUUGGUUCUCAGCAUUUGUCUGUAGGAAUAGAAAUCUUAUUAAAGUCUCUGUUCUUCCAAUAAGAUUUUUCUUUUUUCAUUAAGUCCUUAAGAAAAUGUUUGCCAUUGUUAUUAUUCACAUUCUUGAUUGUUCAAACUGAAAAAAAGUUGAGAACUGUAGGGUCAUUUUCUGGUGAAUAUAUGUACCUGCCUUAAAAAUGUGAUCAUUUGUUGGUUGCGUAACUAAUACACACAGAUUAAACUUGUGAGAAAUAAUUAUCAUAUAUGUAACAAGUAGGUAACAUGCAUGGAUUUUGAGGUUGUUUUUUUUUUAAAUUUGGCAAAAUGCAGAAGCCAAAUUAGUAUUUUCUUACACCAGCUUUACCUCAGACCUCAUUUUUGGUUUUUUGACCCUGACUUUUAAGACAUAAAUAUUUGUAUCUUUUUAGUAGUGAUAGUGAAGCUGUGACAUUAACCAUUUUAUACAAAAGCAAGAAAAACUAUAGAGAUUAAAAUGGAAGCAGUUCCGCAAUUGUUAAACUAGAUUACAGCAUUGUAGGCAAAAUAAAAAUGUUCAUAUCUGAAAAUAUUCUUUUUGCCAUCUUUUCCCAAGGCCAGAUCUUCUGGUGGAGCACAGUUAAAAGUAACAUUCUGGGUCUUUGUAAUCUGUGGGAAGUAUCUCCAUUUGGCAAUCUUUUCAAUAUAUGACACAAAAAUGUGGGAAAUAGUUGGCAUAAGAAUGUUUUCACCUAAAAAAAGAAUGUGAAAAGACCUCUAAAACUGGAUUAAUCUCAAAAAGAUACAAUAAGAUACUAUAUACUAUAUAACUGGACAAAGCCAGAAGAACCUUUAGAAAAUUUGUCUGAAAACUGAUUUCAAGAGUGAACUUUGAUACACUGCUCACUAAUUUGCUUGAUUACUACCAACUAUUCUUAGUUACCACCUUUAAAUACGCUAUUUCUGGACUUCCUAGCUUUUUAGCAAGCUUGGAGGAACUAGCCAUUAGCAAGUAACCUAAAAAUACUUGGGAGGGUGGGCCUAAUACCCUUAAAGGUAGCCUUAUGCUCUUGAAAAUUCUUACCUUUUCUCUAGCAAUUUUAAGGGAGGAGUGAGUGAUGUGUUUAAGGCACCCAGCUGCCCUGGUGUUGCCUGGGACCAAGAGAUUUUUCUGGAUGCAGGAUUUUCAUUGCUAAACCCUGGCAAGUCCUAGGCACACCAGGAAGAGCCGAGCACUUGAGGUGUUCUUGUGUUGCCCUCACUUCUUUAUGUUGUGAUAGGGCAGCUGAAUUUAGUAGUAACUAUGGCUGUCAACAUUUCUGAUACUUAUUGGGAUAUGUGUUGUCCGAUCACAUAUUACUGUGGGUAGAACGUGACAUUUAUAUCAAAUAAUAGCUAUAAGUACCAUCAUGGUGGUGAGACUAACACUUAGUGGUCCAGCAAAGGUAACUGGUGGUUUAAUGGAACAGAGAAGAAGCAGCUAGAUAGCUAAAUUCUUCUGAACCUGUGUACAGAUGUCAGUACAGAUCAUGUGUCCUUAUGGGGUUAAAUUUAAUCUGAAAUUUAGAUUUUUCACAGUAAAAGAAAACUAAGUGUGAUUGUGGAUUUCUUUUCUUGUGAGAGAAAAUAACGGCCUUUGACGCUCUGGCCUAUACUGCAUUUUCCAGUCUAUCCUGUUCAAGAAGCCAGAAUGUGGUAUUAUAUUUCUUUUGGUGACUAUUGUAUUGAAAUUAUUAAAUGCAUCAGCCAGUGGCAGGUGAAGGAAUUGAGUGUCCUGAUACAGACUGAGCAGUUGCUCUCAAUUCCUUAGCCUCCUACUCCUAUGGUGCUUACCAGCUAGACUGAGCACAUGAGGUAAGAUUUUUCUAAUAUGGCAUUAACUUUGUAAUGCAAUAUGAUGGAUGCAGACUCUGUUCUUGUUUCCCUCUGGUAGUCCUCAGUGGCUGCAUCCUUUGUGCACUGUGAUGGAGAUGUUAAAUGUGUUCUUUGUAAGCUUUCAUUCUAUGAUUGUCAAAAGUAUGAUGUCCUUUUUAUUAAACAAUGAGCUGAGGCUUUAUUACAGCUGGUUUUCAAGUUAAAAUUAUUGAAUACUGAUUUCCUUCCCCCACCCACACCAAAUAUUUUAGUUUAUUUAAAGUACAAAAAAAAAAAAAAGAAAAGAAAAAAACUGCUUAAGAAAACAUUGCUUUACAUGUCCUGUGAUUUCUGGUCAACUUUUAUAUAUAUUUAUGUGCAUCUGUAUGUGCUUUCACUUUUUACCUUGUUUGCUCUCUACCUGUGUUAACAGUACUGUCACCAUUGAAAGUGGACAGUUUUCCUAGCAUUAAAAAAAGCCAUUUGAGUUGUU
Messenger RNA from Microcebus murinus (gray mouse lemur), 10133 nucleotides. RefSeq names its product SMAD family member 2 (gene SMAD2). Gene Ontology annotation, molecular function: RNA polymerase II cis-regulatory region sequence-specific DNA binding; I-SMAD binding; DNA-binding transcription factor activity, RNA polymerase II-specific. Gene Ontology annotation, biological process: positive regulation of transcription by RNA polymerase II; anatomical structure morphogenesis; activin receptor signaling pathway. Gene Ontology annotation, cellular component: heteromeric SMAD protein complex. NCBI's taxonomy places the organism in Eukaryota, Metazoa, Chordata, Mammalia, Primates, Cheirogaleidae. The record is from RefSeq and is a predicted model, not a curated record.